GAGGAGGGAGGCAGGGCCAAGAUGGCGGCGCCCUGUGGGCUAGAGGAGCCCCGAGUGGUAAACAGCUGAGUUGGAGAGAAGGAGGGUGAUCAUGAAAGGUGCCAGAUUGACAGCACUGGAAACUGAAGUCCUACUUGUCCACAGAACAGAAGAGCAGGCAUAACACUGUAUUGCUGUUCCCAAUGCUGGGAGCAAAGAGUAAAGAAAGAUGCAACAACAGCAGUUUGGACUUCAUCCUGUUGCUGUAGACCCAUGCACUCUCUCAUUACCUUUGUAUUUGGGAAUGAGACAGGAUUAAAUGUUUAAAAUACAGUCAUUUUCCCGAUGAAUGUUGGAGGAUUUGAAUCAAAAUGAAGAUGACUUUGGUCUCCUUGUUCCAUCUGGUAGGGGCACCAAUGAGGAACCUGAAGAAGUUUUAACUUGCACAUUCACAUAACACGUGCAUAAGCCUAUAGUAGUAAACAGAAUGGCCCAGCAAGCAAAUAUUGGUGAGCUCUUCUCUAUGUUGGAUUCUUCAGUUCUGCUUGUCCAGGAAGAUAUAACAGCUGUCUUCAAAGAUAACCUCAACUCUGACCGUGGACCGAUGCUUGUGAAUAUGCUAGUAGAUUACUACUUGGAAAACAAUUCUCAGCAGGCAUUGCAGAUCCUGUCCACACUGCAAGAGCCUCAUGACAAGCACCUACUGGACAAAAUUAAUGAAUAUAUGGGCAAAGCUGCUACCCGUUUACAUACUCUCUCACUGCUGGGUCAUGUGAUAAGACGACAGCCAUCUUGGAAACAUAAACUUUCUCAAGCACCUCUCCUGCUUUCUUUACUUAAGUGUCUUAAGACGGACACAGAUGUAGUAGUACUCACCACUGGUGUCCUAGUGUUAAUAACCAUGCUGCCAAUGAUUCCACAGUCUGGCAAAAUGUACCUUCAUGAUUUCUUUGGUAUAUUUGGCCGUCUCUCAUCCUGGUGCUUGAAGAAUCCAGGUCAUGUGGCAGAGAUCUAUCUCGUCCAUCUCCAUGCCAGUGUUUAUGCUCUCUUUCACCGCCUUUAUGGAAUGUAUCCUUGCAACUUUGUCUCCUUUCUACGCUCUCACUACAGUAUGAAGGAAAACUUGGAGACUUUUGAAGAGGUGGUCAAGCCAAUGAUGGAACAUGUACGAAUUCAUCCAGAAUUAGUGACUGGAUCCAAGGACCAUGAACUGGACCCACGAAGGUGGAAAAGACUAGAAACUCAUGAUGUUGUGAUAGAAUGUGCCAAAAUCUCCCUGGACCCAAAAGAAGCCUCAUAUGAAGACAGCUAUUACUCUGUGUCACAGCCAGUCAGCAUAUGCUUGCAGCCUCGUCAAAUUGACCCCAAUGCCAGUCCUUAUAUUGACACACACAGCAGCUACGGAACUUCCACUUCUACCCCUUAUUCCACUCCUAGGCUAACCCUAUCACAAAUGCAAGGGCAGCUACCUCAGAUUCUGAGCCCACAGUCUACGCGGCUGUCAACUGAGCCACAGCAGGUUACCAUCUGGAGCCCCUCUGCAGUUUGUGGUAUGACCACUCCACCAACCUCUCCAGGAAUUGUCUCGUCGGAGUCCUCACAAACUUCAUCACAGCCUUAUAGCAAAUAUUUUAGCACACCUGGUGGAAAAGGAACCCCUCUAGGAACACCAGCCACCUCCCCUCCUCCACCCUGCAUUUCAGAUGACUUUGUGCACGUUUCACUCCCUUCAGCUGCUGCCACACCUCCCAAGAAGGAGGACAAACCGGAUCCCGGGAGGCCUUCGCUGUCCCGACAGCAAAAUGUCAUAAACAGCGAGAAAGCAUUGGAAGUGCCUGGCAGUAAAAGUUCUGUAAAUUUAAGUGAUCUUCCAGAAUUUUUAGGUUGCCUGGCCUCUGAUGAAGAUAGUGUUGAGAAGGACAGAGAAGAAGAUGCAAUAUCAAAAGAGAUCUCUGAGAUCACUACAGCAGAUGCUGAGCCCGUGGUGCCUAGAGGAGGAUUUGACUCUCCUUUUUACCGCACAAAUGAGAGUUUACCAGCCUCUCAAAGGAAGACCCAUUCAGUAGCCUCCAGUGCUCAAGGACACAGUCUGAGCUCUGAACCGUUAGCCUCGUCUCUGGACAAAUCUGGGCCUGAGGGUGCACGAGACACACCUAAACAAGCAUUUACUCCCAUUGACAGGCCCUGUGGAGCCUCUGAUGAAAGCCCUGCUGGUAACAGGGUAGGCCAAUCCUCUAUGGAGACCAGUAUCCUCACUCCCAGCCCUUGCAAAGUACCAGCACAGAGAAGAAUGGGGUUUGGGAGUGGGCAGCCUCCCUCAUAUGAGCACCUUUUUGAGGUUGCAUUACCAAAGACUGCCUACCUCUUUGUUAGCAAGAAGACUGAGGAGCUGCUAAAGAAAGUCAAGGGAAACCAGGAUGAAGACUGCACAUCUUCCACCUCUCCAAUGGAAGUACUGGAUAGACUGAUACAGCAAGGAGCAGAUGCACAUACCAAGGAGCUCAACAAAUUGCCUCUGCCAAGCAAAUCUGCUGACUGGACUCACUUUGGAGGUUCUCCCCCUUCAGAUGAGAUUCACACCCUGCGUAACCAGCUGCUUUUGCUACACAACCAGUUAUUGUAUGAGCGCUUCAAAAGGCAACAACAUGCCCUUCGGAACCGGCGACUCCUGCGGAAAGUGAUCAAAGCAACAGCACUGGAGGAACAUAAUGCUGCCAUGAAAGAUCAGCUGAAACUACAGGAGAAAGAGAUCCACUCCUUGAAGCUUAGUCUGCAGAAAGAGCAGGCCAGAUACCACCAAUUUCAGGAAGAGCAUGAUAAUAUAGUGGCUCAGCUUCACAGCCAGAUCCGACAGCUGCAACAUGACAGGGAAGAAUUCUACAACCAGAGCCAGGAAUUGCAGACCAAGCUGAAGGACUGUAGGAAUAUGAUUGCAGAUUUGAGGUUAGAAUUAAAGAAAGCCAACAACAAGGUGUGUCACACAGAGUUGCUUCUCAGCCAAGUUUCUCAGAAGCUUUCCAACAGCGAGUCAGUCCAGCAGCAGAUGGAGUUCUUGAAUAGGCAGCUUCUGGUUCUUGGGGAGGUCAAUGAGCUGUACUUGGAACAGCUGCAGCACAAGCAUGCAGACACGACAAAGGAAGUGGAAAUGAUGCAGGCUGCCUUUCGGAAAGAACUGGAGAAAGCAAAAUUCUGUGUUCAACAGCAAAGCCAGAGGCUUGAUGCCUCCCAGAAGCGGAUAGUUGAACUGGAGUCUCAGCUUUCUAAGAAAGAUCACCUGUUACUGGAGCAAAAGAAAUAUCUGGAGGAUGUCAAAAUCCAAGCAAGAGACCAGCUGCAAGCGGUAGAGAGCAGAUACAAAGCCCAGAAAAGAAUUACACAAGUCUUUGAGCUGGAGAUUUUAGAUCUGUAUGGCCGAUGGGAGAAGGAUAGCCUAUUGAAAAAACUUGAUGAUGAAAAAACAGAAGCAGCUGAAGCAGCAGAAGAAAGGCUGGAUUGUAGUAAUGAAGGUUUUGCAGACUCUGUGGCAGGAUACAGUGAAGAAGCAAUUGGUAGAAAUGGGGAGACCAAACCUCCGAGCACCCGGGGUAGUAGUAGCAGUAAAGGCAGCAGCAGUGAGCUGUCCACCCCAGAAAAAUCCCAGAACCAGAGGAUGGGUCAGUUCAGCAGUCACUGGGAAGCAUCCAUGUUGCUGGAGCCUUCCACUAGCGUCCCACUAACUGUAGGCUCACUCCCCAGCUCCAAGAGCUAUCUUGGAAUGAAGGUGCGUGAAUUAUUCCGCAACAAGAGCGAGAGCCAGUGUGAUGAGGAGGGUAUGACCAUCAACAGUCUUUCUGACACUCUAAAGAGUGAACUAUGUAAAGAUCCAAGCAUGGUGGAGGCAAAGGCUCCUUCAAGCCCCGACAACCCCAGCCCCUCACCCAUGAACCAGGAAAGCAGUGUUGGACAGCUUCAUAUCAUGGACUACAAUGAAACUCAUCAUGACCACAGUUAAAAAGGAAGAUAGUCAAUCAGUGUUAUUUUCAUAUUCUUGGCAUAGAACAGGAGGCGUGAAUGCAAGUUUAACUAAAAGCUUUUAUGUUUCAUUGGUCUGAGCAGCUAGCUCGAGCAGUGGAAACAGGAGUGAUGUCUUCUUACAUAAGAUGACUGCUGAAUGAAUGCAAAAUGGAUUUAGGGUCUGGAAUGGUAAUGCCCAAUCUAACUUUCUUCUGCUUCUCCUCUCUCAAAUCCCAUCAUUAGCAGUGUGUACUAAUUUGAAGGGGCAACUGUUAGCAUUUAUAAGUAUUUUUUCCCUUCUCCCCUCCCCAAUGAGUGGUUGCAUCCUAUGAACUUGAGUGCAAUAUGAGGCCAAAUUAACCUUUGUGAAUCUACCUAUGAAUGCUUAGUGCUUUACUUAGCUGAAAUAUCUCAGCAAGCUUCCAAUUUAGAACAGUUAAUUGUGUUGCCCUUGCAGGUGAUUUUGGUUAUGUUCUUCUGGAAAGAAGCAAAACCAGAGUUUCUAGUGCAUUCAUCUGAAGGUCUUUAUUUUGCCUGUAUGUUUUCCCCCAACUCUGGUCUUUGUAGAUUGGACUAUGGUCAAGUGACUGAAUGGUUAAAGAACAACACACACCUGCAAACUGAUGUUGCAUUCACCCCAAUUCAUAAUCAUUGUUUCUUUUGUCCUUAACAUUUCCUGGAAAAUUAUAUGUGAACAAACGUUGUCCUUCCCCAAGGAACUGCAAACUAUUUGCUGAGGUCUCGUUAAAACACUCUUGCUUCUGAUUUUUUUUUUUUUUUUCCCCCUUGGGUGGGUAAGGGGGAUGUUCAUUGUUCGUUUGACAAACUGGUACUUGUCUGACCUUAAAUUGUUGCGUGAGUGGAGGUGAUGAGAACUGAAUACUGAGUGCAGGGAGAUCCAGACAAGGACAGUAUGUAGAGAUUUUGUGUAAAGUGGCGGGUUCACCAAAACUUCCAAGUGAGCAUUUUGAAGAAGAUUCUGCAAAUGUUUCUCUAAGCUGGGAGACAAUUGUGCUGCCUGGACUCUUCUUUUCAUUGUGAUCUUUGUCCAGGCUGACCAAGACAGUCUCAUUCUGGGUUGAAGAAUCUCAAACCUUCCUUCUUCUUCCCAGGAAUAGUUUAUAAGAUUCCAGGCUUGAAUCAAGAAUCAUUGGAUAAACUCCCAAAGGAAGUCCUCCCCCUAAUGCUAUUGCUCUCUUGGAUACAGAGGUCAUGGCAGUUCAAUUUUUGGCUACCUAGUUUUCUCUCUCUCUCUCUAUCCUUCCACUCCACUCUCCCAAGCAACUGAGCUUGCUGUUGGGCCAGUGUAUGUAGCUCAAAAUGAUAUACAGGACCCAAUCCUGCAGCCUUCCCAUCUUUAUUAUUCCCAUUGAAGUCAAUGGGGAGCCUUGCAUGCUGAAGGACUUUGGGAUCAGGAUUUAUGUCGGUCAUCAAACUCUGGUUUCCUUCCGGUCAGAACAGAGAUCCAUUAUUAGGAAAGAGAGAGAAGUUCAUUUAUGUGAGACUCUGAUACGUCUGGGUCCAGGAUCACUUAGUCUGUAAUAUGACCUUUUAAAGCUUCAGAGCCACGCUGCCCCAGUGUUCAUUUUGUUCCUACUUUUACAGAUGUCAUCUUUUUUUUUUUCCUUAAACAGUCUACAGGGGUGGUGGUAAGAAUCUUCCGAAAGGUAACUACACGUGUACUGUUUUUCUAGCUUGACCUAAUCUAAGUAGGAAUAGAACUGAUCAAAGCAGGCUGGCAUUCUGCUAACCUGACAAACAGAGCUGCUGGGAUUUCCUCCCCUUCCCACUUCCCCCCCACUCCGCCCCCCCAUUGCCCAACCAGACAAUACCUUCCCUUCCAUUCCACCUCUCCCAUAACACCUAUGGUCUGUAUACAUUUCUGCCUGUCAGCCAGUCCUGACUCUGAAAGUAAAGGUGAACUUUGGUGGUUUUUUCAAAGCUUGAACCUGCACAGAAUAGGAAAUAGUGUCACUUACAAGUGACAUUGACUGGUUUCGUUGACACGUCUGUAGGUUUUCUAAGACUUGGUGGUAGUUGCAAUAGCAAAUGAGUGAAAACAAAGGCUUCAUAUCCCACUCACCCAGAAGUGAACAGUUUGCACAUUGCCCCUAACAGGGCUAACUCAGCUAUUGGAUACAGUUCUGUUAUGGGAAUCAGAUAGACCCUCCCUUCAGUUUGGCAAUUCCCAACAGACUAUCCUGCCACAUGGUGACUCACUUCUUUUAGUGGAGGGACUUUUGUUGUUGUUGUUAGUAGCAAAAAUGCUCUGGAGCUAAUCAGAGCUCAUCAGUAGGUGACCUUUUCUCUUUUAAAAGGAUGUUAGCACUGGGAUGGAAUCAGAAACCACUUUAGAAGGUUUAUCUAUGGACCACAAAGAUUAUGGAGGAACAAAUUUUGCCAUUGUUUUUGUAAAUCUCUAAAAUUAUGGAUCUACUGUAUGUAGUAACUUGCAUUUUGUUUAAAGGGAUCCCAUCAAUGAAGUGGAGACAGAUAUUUUUAACUGACUGCUUUUAGUUAAAUCUAAAAACGCUGUCUUUGUCAAAAGUUAAUCUGUUCACUGCCUCGCUCUUUGUAAGCAUGUUAAACAAUCCACAUUAAAUGCCAUAAAUAUGAAAUACAAGGAAAAAUGGUACAAUCUAAGCUAAAGAGAACUUUAAACCAAAAGGAGGUUUUGCUGUCCUUAUUAGAAUGUUCUAAAAUGUCAAGGCAGUUGCUUGUGUUUAACUGUGAACAAAUAAAAAUGUAUUGU
This is a messenger RNA of Emys orbicularis (European pond turtle), 6724 nucleotides long. It is a transcript of the gene TSC1, whose product is annotated as TSC complex subunit 1. NCBI's taxonomy places the organism in Eukaryota, Metazoa, Chordata, Testudines, Emydidae. Gene Ontology annotation, biological process: negative regulation of cell population proliferation; regulation of cell cycle; negative regulation of TOR signaling. The transcript has 24 exons. Bases 467 to 3970 code for a protein of 1167 amino acids. The record is from RefSeq and is a predicted model, not a curated record. Gene Ontology annotation, cellular component: TSC1-TSC2 complex.